AUGAGCUUUGGAUUCAGCGUUGGAGACUUCAUUACCGUUAUUGAGCAUGCCAGGAAGAUCCGAAAAGAAUUUUUGGGAGCGCCUGCUCAAUUCAAGACUAUUACAGAUGAAUUCAGAAACCUCUCAUUCGCGAUGCAAGAUGUUGAAGUUAAUUUAUCCAGCAAAGAGCUAAAUGUUCAAGAGAAAACCGAGCUACAAAGGAUAAUAGGAAGCUGCCGUAACCUCCUCGCUGAAACUGAAUGGACGAUUGACAAAUACAAGGAGCUGGACGCUGAUUCCAACAACGCAAAGAACAUUCUGAAAAGGGCAUGGAAAAGGUUGAGCUGGGAACCGGAGGAUAUUCGCGAUCUUCGACUCCGUAUCAGCAGUAAUGUUGGCUUUCUCAACUCAUUCAAUGGGCGCAUCGUUUGUUCGGAUGUCACAAGACUGGUGAAACACCAAGAUGAUCAGCAAUACGAGAUGAUACUUAACUGGCUUUCCCCAGCUACUUAUGCAAUGAAACAAAGCGAGUACAGCAGUCGACGCCAACAAGGAACUUGCAAAUGGCUUCUAGAUACACCAGAGUUUCAAAAGUGGAUUGUCUCACCAAACCAGACAUUGUUCUGCCCUGGUAUUCCAGGUGCUGGAAAAACCAUCCUUUCAUCUGUCAUCGUCGACGAGAUUUAUUCCCGAUACGGAAACGACAGUGAAGUUGGGAUUUCAUACCUCUAUUGCGACUACCAACGCCGUGAGGAGCAAAAGCUCGAAGACCUACUCGCAAGCCUGCUCAGGCAGUUUAUCCAGGUGCAGACAUCCUUGCCUGACAGCAUAAAAAUCCUUCACGAUAAACACAGAAUCAAAGCAACGCGGCCGUCAAUCAGCGAAAUACGCAGUGCUUUAUAUUCGAUUUGCCGUCACUUUUCACGAAUAUAUAUUGUAAUUGACGCUUUGGACGAAUGCCAAACCUACGAUGGGUCUCGGUCGAAAAUUCUAGACGAGAUAUUCAACCUUCAGCUCCAAUAUCCCGUGGGAUUCCUAGCAACUUCAAGAUUCAUCCCAGAUGUUGUCGCCAAGUUUCAACAUAAGACUACACUAGAAAUUCGUGCAGCAAAGCCAGACAUGAUGAGAUAUCUGAACGCCAAUCUGGAUAAGUUACCGUCAUUCGUCUCAAGAAAUCCAGAACUACAGGAGGAGAUAGUUACAGGGAUCGCCAACGUUGUUGAUGGGAUGUUUCUCCUUGCCCGACUUUAUCUUGAUUCACUGGUAGGAAAGAAGUCCCGAAAGGCGAUUCGCACCGCACUUAAGGAGCUAUCUGCUGGAUCAAAAACUUAUGAUGAGGCAUAUAGUAAUGUUAUGGAGUGCAUUGACGCGCAAGUACCAGACCAGAGGGAGAUGGCCAAAGACAUUUUGUCGUGGAUUACUUGUGCAACCAGACAGCUUACCACAGUGGAGCUCCAGAAUGCUCUUGCCGUAGAGCUAGAGUCGUCUGAGUUCGACCAGGAGAACCUCCCUGACCUCGAUGACAUGGUCUCCGUGUGUGCAGGCUUGGUCACAAUUGAUGAUUACAGUGGUAUGAUUCGACUGGUCCACUAUACGACACAGGAAUACUUCCUGCGAACAUGGACAAGGUGGUUCCCAGAUGCACAUUAUAGCAUUGCGGCUUCAUGUUUGACGUAUCUCUCAUUUGAUUCUUUCAAAGAAGGUCCUUGUGCCGCUGAUGAGGAGUUCAACGCACGACUGGAGAGUUACCCCAUUUAUUCCUAUGCCGCCCAAAACUGGGGUCUACAUGCAAGGGAAGUGUAUCUGAAGGUCAAAGCGUUAAUAUCCAGAUUCCUUCACUGUGGCCCAGCGCGUGCCAGUGCAGCACAGGUUCUAUUGGCACGAGGUUCACCUUUCGGUGCAGGCAGAAAAACACAAGGAAUCAUGGGAAUACAUCUCGCGGCAUAUUUCGGCAUAAAUGAGCAAGUCAUAGACUUUCUGAGAGAUGAAGCAUGUCGUAGUGCAGUGGAUAGCUUUGGACGAACCGCAUUACACUGGGCAGUGAUGGGUGGGCAGAUACGGACCGCUGAGGAACUUCUUCAUGAAGGACUUGAUGUGAAUGCAACUGAUACGGAGUACAAAUCGGCCCUGCAUUACGCAGCAAGUGAAGGCGACACUACGCUGAUCUGCCUCCUCUUAAGUAAAGGUGCACUUACCGAGCUUAGGGAUUUGGAUGGGCAGACUCCCCUACUGGCUGCAGCAGACAACUUUAAAGUUGCCGCUGUAAAAGAGCUCCUGAGCGCUGGAGCCACAGUUAAUGCACUGGAUGCGAUGAAUCGAAAUGCAUUACAUUUGACAGUGAUUGGCGCAAGGCCAGACACUGUUUGCCUGGCAGAACUGCUGUUAUCGCGAGGCAUUAACGCUACCUGGUGCGAUGUUGAUAACAUGACUCCACUCCACUAUGCAGUCGCAACCGGAGGUCGCCAGGUUGCGGACUUACUUCUCCAGGCGGGCGUCAAUAUCAAUUCUGGCAUCGAGAGGAAAGUCUGGACCAGGAUCGUCAAAGACGGGAAAAUCCUCUACCAGGAACAUCAGCUGGCUGACUCGGCGAAGCAGAGAAUUGGGGAUGCCGCCGGCCUCACGCCGCUGCACUUCGCAGCUUGCACUGGCCAUUGUGCAAUGGCAGAAUAUCUCUUGAGCAAGGGCGCUAAUCCAAAUGUGCGCUCUCAGAACGGGGACACGCCGCUACAUUUUGCUCUGAGCCAGGGUAUCAGAAAGAGCACCAAGAGUUGGAAUAUUUUGCCAGAUGAUGACGCCUGGACAGACAACAGGUGGCAGGUGGAACUUUCUGUCGAUUACAUAUCCGACGACUAUGGAGACGAAGCAGAUGAGAUUUGUCAGUAUAUUGACGAACAGCGAUUUGGGGUAUUCAAAGCACUCCUUGCAAGCAGCACCAUCGACGUGAAUAUCCAGAAUGCUGAAGGCGAAUCUCCACUUCAUAAAAUUCAAUUUAAUAAAAGUGACGCUGAAGUGGUUUUUGACACACUACUCGCGAAGGGGGCUAAUGUUUUCGCGCCCAACUUGAAAGGUCAAACAGCACUACACCUCGCGUGCAGUGCAGGAGCUUUAACAAUUGUUCGCAAGUUACUUGACAGUGGUUGCUCCAUUGAAACCGUGGAUGCCGAGGGCCUGACAGCUUUACACUAUGCUGUGCGCGAACAUAGGUGUGACACAGUACGGGCGAUCCUUGGCAAGGAUGAGACUGCAAGUCAACAACUCUGCCUUGAAACAGAUACACGAGGGCAGAUCCUUGAUGCAUCACUAUCUGAAAUCUGGUUUCUGUUCCAUUGA
This is a messenger RNA of Aspergillus udagawae, 3309 nucleotides long. RefSeq names its product ankyrin repeat domain-containing protein. The transcript has 3 exons. NCBI's taxonomy places the organism in Eukaryota, Fungi, Ascomycota, Eurotiomycetes, Eurotiales, Aspergillaceae. Gene Ontology annotation, biological process: regulation of transcription by RNA polymerase II. Bases 1 to 3309 code for a protein of 1102 amino acids. Gene Ontology annotation, molecular function: RNA polymerase II-specific DNA-binding transcription factor binding. The record is from RefSeq and is a predicted model, not a curated record. Gene Ontology annotation, cellular component: nucleus.